Molecule: messenger RNA, 3474 nt
Organism: Ilyonectria robusta
Lineage: Eukaryota; Fungi; Ascomycota; Sordariomycetes; Hypocreales; Nectriaceae
Product: SNF2 family N-terminal domain-containing protein
Exons: 1
Coding region: 1-3474 (1157 amino acids)
Biological process (GO): transcription-coupled nucleotide-excision repair
Cellular component (GO): nucleus
Molecular function (GO): ATP binding; ATP-dependent chromatin remodeler activity
Source: RefSeq, a predicted model, not a curated record
AUGACUUCAGAAGACGCACCCCCAGAGGACAAGGCAGAAAGCCGCGCCGUAUUGCUCGGCAGAAUGGUUGCCGCGGCGCAAGAGGGAUCAUCUCAGAACGACAACGAGGCCGUUCCUGAUAUGGAAGGCAUGGAUGAAGAAGACGCGUUAAGAAAUCUGACCGGGACGGUCAGAGACCAAAAUGACCUUGAACGGGACAUCACCAUCCAGGCCAAUGCUGCGCUGAUGGAGGCCGAGGACAAGAAGGAUCAGAACCGGAUCGAGAAAUUGCAGGCGACCAGGCAUCGGCUUCAACUUCAGUUGGACAAGGAGGAGAAGCGGCUCGAGAAGGUUGCCGGAAACCCGUACCAGUCUCGGAAUGUCCAGAAAGAAAUCGCCAAGUUGGAAGUUGAGAUCCAACAAGUUAGUAACGACAUCUCGGACUUCCAAGCGCGCAUAAAUAGGCGUCAUCAGGAGAAUCCUGUCGAGGAUGCCGCGCAGGCCAAGUCUAAGAGACUCCCUGGCGAGGGUCAUCGUGAAUAUCUUAUUCGAACCGGAAAAAUUACGCCCUUUGCCAAGGUUGGAGGCCCACGACCAGCGGGUAUCGAGGGGCAACUUGCAGAUGCCAUUCUGGAUGCUGAGGAGGCAGCUGCUGCGGAACAACUAGGUGGCAACGACCAAGGCCCUACAUCUCACCAACUGCUUCGACGACCCGGCUUCGCCGAUGAGGCUACUGAGUCGGAGCCAGAGCCUGUUGCUGUCCAGAGCGAAUUUUCUCUCCGACCAAGGAAAAAACGGCGUGUUCAAGCAGACCGUAGCCCGUCUGCAGAUUUCGAACCUGAACCUGAGGGCUCAUCUGGUUCAGACCAUGAUGUCUGGCAGCAAGGAACGGAGGAUGAUUUCAUUCGAGACGAACGCCGUAAGACGAAGGCCAAGGCCAAGGCCGAAGAUGAAGAGACGAUUGAUCUCAGCAAGAUCGAUGAUGGGAAUGAAGCCCAUUUCAAGAGAAGAUUGAACGACUGGGUGACCCGAAGAAGUCGUGCGAGACGGGCUCGUCGACAGAAUACCGACUCAUCUGUCGAGGCCGAGGACAGCGACCAAGAAGAGGACGAAUGGUUUAAGCCUGCACCGGAUUUCCCCGAUCAUGAAUUUGGCGACGGUCUCAAGUUGCCUGGCGAUAUUCAUCCGUCCCUUUUUGGGUACCAGAAAACUGGCGUCCAGUGGCUUGCUGAGCUGCACAAGCAAAGUGUCGGAGGCAUUGUCGGUGAUGAGAUGGGCCUGGGAAAAACCGUGCAACUGAUUGCAUUCAUUGCUGCCCUUCAUUACAGCAAGAAGCUGAAGCGCCCAGUCGUCGUGGUUGCCCCUGCGACCCUCCUGCGACAAUGGGUGAGCGAGUUUCAUCGCUGGUGGCCUCCCCUUCGUGUCUCAAUUUUGCAUGCUUCUGGCAGUGGGAUGAUGAAUCCGAAAUUCGAGGAUGACUACGACCUGGACCAUUAUCGGCCGAUCGCAAGCAAGUCAGGGAAAGCGGCGAGGAGGAUCGUCAAUGGCGCUGUGAAGAACGGACAUGUCCUAGUCACGACGUACACUGGCCUUCAAACAUAUGCCGAAGAGUUGCUACCCGUUCAGUGGGAUUACGCCGUGCUAGAUGAGGGACACAAGAUCCGAAAUCCCAAUGCAGAGAUUACGGUCACCUGCAAGGAACUAAACACCCCAAAUCGCGUCAUUCUCUCUGGAACUCCGGUUCAGAACAACCUUACUGAGCUCUGGUCCCUGUUCGACUUUAUCUACCCUAUGCGACUGGGAACACUGGUCAACUUCAGGUCACAGUUUGAGAUUCCUAUCCGACAAGGUGGUUACGCCAAUGCCUCCAAUCUACAAGUCAUGACGGCAGAAAAGUGCGCAGAAGCAUUGAAAGAGACUAUCAGCGAGUACUUGCUCCAGCGUUUGAAGGUCGAUGUUGCCGCCGACCUUCCCGAAAAGACCGAACAAGUGCUCUUCUGUAAGCUCACUGACGGGCAACGUGGAGCCUACGAGACGUUCAUCAAGUCGGACGAGGUUUCGGCCAUUCUGAAUCGGAGACGGCAAUCACUCUACGGAAUUGACAUCCUCCGCAAGAUCUGUAACCACCCCGAUCUACUGGACAAAAGUCUUGGUCAGAAAGCUGGAUACGACUUUGGUAGCCCAAAGCUUUCGGCCAAGCUGCAACUUACCAAGGAUCUUUUGCAAAAGGUCAUGAUUCCCAACGGUCACAAGGCCCUCCUGUUUUCUCAAGGCAAGCAGAUGCUCAACAUCAUCCAGAAGUGCAUCAGGGAAUGUGGCAUCUCUCAUCUCCGAAUGGACGGUGAGACUCCAGUGGACCAACGACAGACCAUGAUUGACAGGUUCAACGAAGACCCUGACAUUCAUGUCUUUCUCAUGACUACCCGGACAGGUGGCCUGGGAACUAACCUUACUGGAGCGGAUCGAAUCAUCAUCUUUGACCCUGAUUGGAACCCGUCAACUGAUCUUCAGGCAAGAGAAAGAGCUUGGCGACUGGGGCAGAAGAGACCGGUCAAAAUCUACCGCCUCAUGACAGAGGGGACUAUUGAAGAAAAGAUUUAUCACCGUCAGAUUUUCAAGCAGUUCAUGACGAACAAAGUCUUGAAAGACCCGAAGCAGCGGAGCUCCUACGACCUCUCAGACCUUUACGAUCUUUUCAGUUUCAACUCAACUGGAGAGGCAGGGGCUCAAAGAAGCGAGGUGUUCAAAGGCGCAGAGGUCGACUUGGGCAACAACACAACGGAAGGGGGAGAGACACAGGCUCCAAAGCUCAUUGGUAGCGUGGGACGCAACACAGAAGACAGUGAAGGAAAGGAGCUUCAAAAAAUGGACUUGGUUGCUGCAAUGGAGGAAUACACAGAGGAUAAAUCCGUCCACGACGAGAGGCGCAUGCUAGAGGGCAUCUUCGCCAAGUCUGUCAACAGCGCCUAUGAUCACGAGCAAAUUGUCAAUGGCCCACAGAAGGCCAAGGCAGAUGUCAGCGUUCUUCGACAUGAAGCCAACCAAGUCGCUCGUCAAGCAGCAGCACACCUCCGCCAGGCGGCUGUCGAGGCCCGGCGAGUUCCCAUUGGCACUGUUACCUGGACGGGCGAAGUGGGACAAGCAGGCCGCCCUGGAGCCAACCGACGUCGCGGAGGACCCAGUUCCGCAGGAAUCAUGAGCAAUCUUGCUGACCGUCAAGGUCUUGAUGGCGGCAGUGCGAGCAGCUCUCGUUCUGGCACGCCAGGCUCGGACAGGAACUUGAAGGCAAAGGAUUUCAUUGCCAUGAUCAAGACGUUUAUAAACCGACAUGGAGGACGUGUGCCCAGCAAGAUGCUCGUAGACCACUUCAACCCGUAUUGCCCAGGAAAGAAGCAAAGUGACGAGUUCAAGACUGCUCUGGAUAAAGUUGCUGUGUUGUCCAAGACAGGCGGAACUGGUAGGGGGAUUUGGACGCUGAAACCAGGAAUUAAAUAG